Molecule: messenger RNA, 651 nt
Organism: Mesitornis unicolor (brown roatelo)
Lineage: Eukaryota; Metazoa; Chordata; Aves; Mesitornithiformes; Mesitornithidae
Gene: IAH1
Product: isoamyl acetate-hydrolyzing esterase 1 homolog (S. cerevisiae)
Exons: 5
Molecular function (GO): hydrolase activity, acting on ester bonds
Source: RefSeq, a predicted model, not a curated record
UUCUCCUUCCAGGAAAACGGCUGGGGGGCAUCCCUUGCUGAGAGACUGGUCAGGAAAUGCGAUGUUGUGAACCGUGGGCUCUCGGGGUACAACACCAGAUGGGCCAAGCUGAUCCUUCCAAGACUGAUCAGCAAAAGCACCGGUGCUGAGAGCACUGUUGCAGUUACUAUUUUCUUUGGGGCCAAUGACAGUGCCCUGAAAGACCUGAACCCGCAGCAACACGUUCCUCUGGAGGAGUACGCUGCCAACCUGAAGAGCAUGAUUCAGUAUCUGAAGUCAGUAGACAUCGCUGAAGACCGGAUUAUUUUGAUAACGCCACCGCCACUUCAGGAAUCAGCUUGGGAACAGGCGUGUGUGGCCAAAGGUGAGAAAUUGAAUCGCUGCAAUGCCACCACCGGGGAAUACGCCCAGGCCUGCGUUCAGGUGGCCAGGGACUGUGGAACGGAUGUACUCGACCUCUGGACACUGAUGCAAAAAAAUCAGGAUUUCUCUUCUUAUUUGUCUGAUGGGCUCCAUUUAUCAACAAAAGGCAACAGCUUUCUGGCAGCACAACUUUGGUCACGUCUGGAAAAAAACCUGUCUGCUCUUCCUUCACUGCUUCCAUACUGGCGUGACGUGGACCACAGGGACCCCGAGGCCAGUCUGCUGUGA